Drechmeria coniospora is the source of this 1368-nucleotide messenger RNA. RefSeq lists its product as uncharacterized. Bases 1 to 1368 code for a protein of 455 amino acids. NCBI's taxonomy places the organism in Eukaryota, Fungi, Ascomycota, Sordariomycetes, Hypocreales, Ophiocordycipitaceae. The transcript has 2 exons. The record is from RefSeq and is a predicted model, not a curated record.
AUGUGCCAACGGGCCGACGACGAGGCCGGCGACGCAGAAAAGGCGACGCAUGCCUCGCCGGCGACGACGACGCGCCUCGCCACGCAAGGAUGCCACGGUCCUCGGCGUAGUAGCGCAGCGGACAACGCACGCCUCGCCGGCUUCCGGAGCGACGCGAAAAGGAAAAUGUCUCUCGCCUGGGUCCGGCGCCUGCUCGUCGUCGCCUCGCCCCUCGUCGGCUUCGUCCUCGUCGUCGGCGUCUGCCUCCUCGCGAGCUAUCGGGGCGAAGGCGCCGGCGGCUGGAGGAACCGCGGGAUGCUGCUGCGCGAGAGGCAGUGGGACGGCGGCGCGCGGGCCGUAAGGGCGGCCGGCAACAGCACGCUCGGCUUCGGCAGCAUCCGCUACAUCAACCUGCGCAGCCGGUACGAUCGGCUCGACGCCGCGUCGAUACAGGCCUUCCUCACGGGCCUGCGGCUGACCGAGUCGCGGGCCGUCGAGCCCGACAUGAUACGCGACGUCGGCAUGCCGCCCAUGCACAACCCGGGCUAUCUCAAGCCCGGCCAGAAGGGCUGCUGGCGGGCGCACGCCAACGUGAGCGCCGUCCUCGCCGUCCCCAUCUGGGCGUCGAUGCUGCGGGGGAACGCGGCGCCCGUCCUCGUCAUCGAGUCCGACACGACGUGGGACCUGCACGUGCGGAGCAUCAUGUCCGAGGUGAACCGGCACUUCACCAAGCUGCUGAGGGACAUUGAGUCGACGGCGCUGCCGCAGCCAGCCUGGGGGGCGCCGUCGGAGCGCUCGCCCUGCAGGCCGACGCGGGAGGACCCGUGGUGCAGCGGCCACUGGGACAUCCUGUCCAUCGGGCAGUGCAUGGAGGGCGGCAAGGACAGGGACGUCAGCGUCUUCUACCACGACCCGCACGUUCCGCCGGGCAAGGACUAUUGGGGCCGGACCCUCGGGCGCGAGAGGGUCGUUCGACGGUCGGGCGGCUUCGCCUGCACCACGGCCUACGCCAUCAGCCAGACGGGCGCGGCCAAGAUGCUGCUCCGGAGCGCCGUCGACCUCAACGCGCCCGUCGACCUGCUCAUGCGCGAGCUCGUCACGUCGGGCGACCUCGUCGCCUACAGCGUGAUGCCACCCGUCGUGGCCCAGUGGCGCUACGCGGACAACAUCGGCAUGGGCCUGCGGGGCGCCAACAGCGACAUCAACCAGGACAAGAAGGAGGAGGAAGACGAGGGCAGCGGCUGGGCGGCGGUGAAGGAGAGCGGCAGCGUCUGGGGCACGUGGCCGCAGGACGUCGACGUCGCCUUUGAGGAGAUGGCGCUCGAGCGGGCGUGGGACCUCAUCUUUCCCGGCAACGAUUCCCUGAGCGUGCUGUACGACGGCAAGUGA